Bombus huntii is the source of this 1750-nucleotide messenger RNA. Its product is annotated as putative odorant receptor 92a. Gene Ontology annotation, molecular function: olfactory receptor activity; odorant binding. The transcript has 2 exons. Gene Ontology annotation, cellular component: plasma membrane. The record is from RefSeq and is a predicted model, not a curated record. Bases 5 to 445 code for a protein of 146 amino acids. Lineage: Eukaryota; Metazoa; Arthropoda; Insecta; Hymenoptera; Apidae. Gene Ontology annotation, biological process: detection of chemical stimulus involved in sensory perception of smell; sensory perception of smell.
GACGAUGCUACUACUUUUAUACAGCGUGGUAAAUGAUGUGAAUAAUUUGUUAACACCCAUCAUUUUCAUGCAACUUCUUACGAGCGGACUAGAAAUUUGUUUAAGUGGAUACGCAAUGCUCGAUAACGGGACAAAAAUUACCGACAUACUGAAAUUUACAUCUUAUUUUAUUUCCGUGACGGUACAACUACUUUUAUGGUGCUGGCCCGGUGAAAUUCUUGUCCAAGAAAGUCAAGAAGUUGGACAGGUGGUUUAUUUCAGCGUACCAUGGUACAAUUUACCUCCCAUUUAUCGAAACCACGUUUGCCUUAUGAUAAUUAGGGCACAACAAUAUUGCAGCAUCACAGCAUUAACUUUCAAAGUGUUAUCUAUUCAAACAUUAACGGCUGUAUUCAACACAGCUAUCUCGUAUUUUACUGUGUUACAACAAAUGCAACAAAACUAAAUUCCAACGAAAACAGUCAAAUGUUCAUUUAUAGCGUAGUACCCUCGUACGACAGUGCAAAAAGUAGUCUAAAAGAAAAUGUAAAUUUCUAAGUCAUAUUGUAUCUGAUAUUCUAGAAUCGAAUGUAGAUAUUGCUCAUAGAUUGUUAUCCUUUGGAAUUUUACAGAUGCAUUUCCAUCUUCUUUCAUUGAAAUAAUUAUAAACUUUUAAUUCAUUCAUAUUCUUCUCCUGAACGUUGGCGAUCCCAAGCACAUUUUUGGAUAAAAUUUUCACUAAUUUCAAAAAUCUCAUUCACAUAAUCCUUCUGCUCGAGAAUUCUAACAACACUUGCAUUAUUUUUAUUACGUUAUAUCUCAUUUUAUUAGCGAAAUUGAAUUAAAAAUAGACUAAAAUAAUUUAAAUAUGUUAUUAUUGCUAAGAACUGUUCGUUAUUGUUUCUUUGAAGAUAAUAUCAAAAAGAACUAGAAACAAAGACAAAUUCUUCUAUACUGUUUCUUUCAACAGUCUUCUAUACUGUACUUCGACUUGGUAUAUACUAAACAUAAUUGAAGAUUCAACUAUGUUACAUAAGAAACCAUUAUAUCCAUUUAGGUAAUGCCCCCUCUACUUACAAUAUAGACUAUUCAUCAAACUACAAAUUAGAAAUAAGGGGGGCAAAAUAAAGGGAGACAUAUUGCAGAAUAACGUUAAUAUUGAAUAUACGUCGAGUGAAGGGGAAACGGAAAUAAAUCCUUAUAUUUUAACAUCUGGUCUAUAAUAUUGUCAUAAAGAAUUCUCUACCGGAAAACUUUGUCAGGACAUACGAGACACGGUUUCAUUCGUAGACACGCAUCCAAUUUCGCAUCAAGGGAAAACAUGAAAGAACUACCUAACACAUCGAUCGAUUAUUACAUACUACCGAAUAGGAUCUUCUGUAGUAUGGUUGGAAUGUGGCCUAUCGAAGAGAAAAGUUCGACGUGUAGCAAAAUAUUCGCAUAUAUCCGCUUGAUAUUGGCACUAAUAGCAAUCAAUAGCGUUUUUGUGCCCGAAAUUAUGAUGAUAGUAUCGAGUUGGGGUGAUAUAACGAUCCUAGCAGGUAAGCCUCAGUAAAAUUGACUUAUAUCUCACAUUUCUUCGAACAAACUACUAUGAUAUCUUGUGGCAGCGUGUUAAAUUAAAUUCCUCGAAUUAGGAGUAGGAUGUGUUUUAACCACGGUCGGACAACUGUUGUUCAAAAUGAUUUACCUAAUAGUGAGAAGAGAAAGAUCAUAUAGACUUUACUAUGAAAUACGAAGUUUAUGGAACAUUGCUAGCGAUUCGAAGGAA